UCGACCAUCACCUACCUGUGGAGUCUUCUCCUUGCACGCAAGCACUCCAUUGCCAGAUCUAAAAAUCAUGCUUACUCUCGUCUGCUACUAGUGAUUUCAGCACAAACAAAAUUCGCAGAGAAGAAGGGGAUUUGAGUUUGGUAAUACUAGUGUGCGUCCGCUGAUUAGCAAGAAUCUGUAUCUGCUAUUCUUUUUCGGCGGAAGGAGAUGAGCAAUUCAGCAGAUCCGCUUGUCCAUCCUCCACCCGGCAUCGAUUCCAGAUCGAAUCAAGAUAUAAGAGCCGACGAGUGCGCUGCCGGCAUAGCACAGAUGUCAGUCAAAGAGGUGCGUGCACUGUCGACCGUAGCUGAAGCGGACGAGAUCGAUUCUUCGAAUGGAAGCACAGAGCAGCACGUCUCAACAGUUCUAGAUGGAGACCCUGGGUCGAAAUCAAGGACUCCUAAUCUUAUUGAUGUCGAAAGUGAAAACAGCGGCUGGGUUCGACGGUUAGGUUUUUUCUGUACAUGUUCCAUGACAUUUUUGCUUUCUCAGCUUGAUGCACACGUUGUAGUGGAGCAAAGAGUGCACAUCCGCCCGAUGUCUAAAGCGCUAGCUGUGAUGGAGGUUGGAGAUAUUAUCAGUGAGAACCACUCAGGAGAGGAACAUGUGUGUUUCGAGAUCGAAGAAGGAUACAGAGAGACCGAUCCAUAUGUGUCAACUUUGUUUGAUGAAAUUUUGUACGUGGAAGACGAGGAAGACUGUUGCUCGCGCGUUUCUUUUAAAUUCAAAUCCGAGAAGGAUGACAUCCAUAUGAGGGACAAGAGGUGGACAGCUUGGCGUGCAAAAGGCUUAAAAUGUAUGGCAAGGCAGUACUCACUGCCAUUUAAGUAAUAGUUAUGUAUAACCACGUGCCACUUGUAUUGGCGAUCUAUCUAUGAGAAUAAAAAUAUGCAUUUUAUGAAUUUGGGUUUUAAGAGGAAUUAAUCCCAUGUGGCACGUAAAUUUUCAAUUGGAUUACGUUUUUAUGUUGAUAUCUCUCAGAAUGCGUGUGUUUCUUUAAUCGAAUUUAUUGACUUGUAAAUAUAUAUAUUAAUCAAUGAUUCCAACGAAACAUACAUCCAAUUUUUUUUCACAUUACACUUCCGCUAGGGAUCGAUCGCUAUGAAUUGGUCUAUGCAUAUUGACGUAGGCUGCAGGGCUUUAAAUCGUGUGCAUUUAAAAUGAAACGUGUGCAGAGAAGCCGGUUUCGUCGUGCCAAAAGUCUUCAAUCGUACGCAUAAAGAAUGAUAAGAAUUAAUUGUUAUAGCAUAUGUAAUUUUUUGGACAGCUACUUGUUACCAAUGUGAAGCGUGCAAAGUUAAAGGUAAAAAAUUGAAUGUGAUUCUGUAAGGGUUUUGAGCACUAAAUUCACCUUUUAAUGGCCUGCCAAGGUAGGCGGAAAACAGUAUUUAUUUAUUUUUAUUUUUCCACGCAAAUGGUAAGUCACACAAAGUUUCCGAGACCAGCCUACAAGUACAGCAUCGCAUGUAAAGCAUAGACGUUUGCGUGGUCGUAGUUCUUUGCUCCAGAGAGGUUUGUUCUCACAUGCCUGAGUAGAUCAAAUCCAUUGCAAGCCUGCGAACGGAGUGCCAAGAAGGUUAGCUUUUCUCUUGAAGAUUUAUCUUUUUGACCGUCGCAUGCGUCAGAAUAUAUUUUUUUAUAACUGGAGGAUAUGAGAACCAUCUACCAGGGAGGAAGAAGGUGCGAGAGCUAGCUGGAGGAUAUGAACGGCUCUUGAUGAUAUGAUAUGCAGUAGUGAGAAAGCUGCAAGCUGCAGGUUUUUUAUAACUGACGAGAGGAGGAAGAUGACCGUUGUAGUGAGGAUUGAGCCGUUGCGAGGAAGAGACGAGCGUGUGCAUUAACUUCAUUUGGGUGGUUGGGAGUUGGCAGAUGAGAGGGCGUGAAGGACAGGACGACAUCCAUUUGUGUGGACUUGGACAGAAAACGCGUGCACUGUGUAGAUGAUAUACCAAACAGUACAAAGGAAUACUAGAAGUGAAAAUGUGUGAAUACGAAACAGCUAAUAUAGCGAGUGGGAAUCCCGAUGCUAGUGGAUGGGAUGGAUUAGAG
This is a messenger RNA of Aegilops tauschii subsp. strangulata, 2088 nucleotides long. The record is from RefSeq and is a predicted model, not a curated record. Lineage: Eukaryota; Viridiplantae; Streptophyta; Magnoliopsida; Poales; Poaceae.